Messenger RNA from Liolophura sinensis, 1143 nucleotides. RefSeq names its product tripartite motif-containing protein 2-like. The coding region runs from base 193 to 1143 and encodes 316 amino acids. Gene Ontology annotation, molecular function: ubiquitin protein ligase activity; protein binding. The transcript is spliced from 3 exons. Lineage: Eukaryota; Metazoa; Mollusca; Polyplacophora; Chitonida; Chitonidae. Gene Ontology annotation, biological process: protein polyubiquitination; proteasome-mediated ubiquitin-dependent protein catabolic process. The record is from RefSeq and is a predicted model, not a curated record.
GUUUGAUUUGGUUUGGCUCAUUGUGGUAUACAGCGUCGUGAAAGGAUGGGCAAAAAGCAUGCAGUAACAACUGCCGUGGCGUGGAGAUUUACAUCAUGGAUUACAGUUAACGGCAACCGUGAUGAAGAUGUAUCUACACUGGCCUAGGUACCAUGUCGGCAUUCCUGCCUUUAUAGUGCCGUUCGGCUGAACAUGUACCUUCUGAGGCGAGUGUUCGGAACGGACGGGCGGAACGGGCAGAACGUAGGAAUGGAGAGGAGCAAGCUGCUGAGGCGGUUUGGGAAACGGGGAAAGGGCAAAGGUCAAUUCAACAUGCCCUCAGGUGUGGCUGUGACGAAAUCAGGGGACAUCGUGGUGGCGGAUACGGAAAAUCACAGAAUACAAAUAUUCACUAGCGAAGGACAACUGAAAUGCAAGUUUGGUCUCCAAGGAGCUCUACCACACCAAAUAAACUACCCAAUGUGUGUUGCCUUGACAACGGAUGAAAAUGUGGUAGUAUCAGAUAGUGUUAAUGCUGUCGUAAAGAUAUUUAACUUGAAUGGGGAAUACAUCACUCAGUACGGAACAAAUGGAGUGUUCGAAUUUCCCUACGGAUUAGCCGUCAGUCAGGAAAAUUUCUUGGUGGUGACGGAUAUUUCGAAGCACAGUGUGACUGUGCUGUACCCCAGCGGUGGGGUCAGCCAUGCCUUCGGUUCCUACGGCGAGGGUACAAGGCAGCUGGACCAUCCUUACUUUGUAGCAGUCAACAGGAACAAGCAAAUCAUCGUCACAGACUCAGGCAACGGCUGCAUAAAACUCUUCCAUUUUGAAGGUAGACUUCUUCGGUGCUUUUCUUGGCAGGAUUUCCGCUUGCUGGAAGGCCAGAUAAUCAAUCUGUACGGGCUGUGCUCAGAUCCCGACGGCAACACCAUCUUGGUGUGUAACAGCACGGUGUACAUACUGGCGCGGAAUGGUCGGCUCUGGGAGAUCCUCACCCCCCUAGACGGACUGACUUCACCCAAGUGCAUUGCCUACUCCCCCUUAGGUCAACUCGUCCUGACACAGGCAGACUAUAGCGGCAGACACGAAGUCUGUUUAUUCAAGUACAACAAGGAGGAUUACGAAUCUCUUAACGCUCUUCUUUUUUAUGCUAUAUCAAUAUAA